Molecule: messenger RNA, 1579 nt
Organism: Eutrema salsugineum
Lineage: Eukaryota; Viridiplantae; Streptophyta; Magnoliopsida; Brassicales; Brassicaceae
Product: protein CLT3, chloroplastic
Exons: 8
Coding region: 101-1462 (453 amino acids)
Source: RefSeq, a predicted model, not a curated record
GUCACUUCCGUCUCUUCCGUCUCCCUCCCAUUGCCUCGUUUCAAUCACUCUCUCUCUCUCUCUCGUCUCUCACUCGAGAGCCUAAUCUAAUCCGGUAACCAUGGCAACGACUUCUCGUCGCUUAACCACCGGUUUGAUCCCGUCGAUCAGCUCUGUCCAAUCACAUUCCACCAAUCGACCUCAAUCCAUCUCCCUAAUCCGUCGAAAUCACCACAUCGAUCCUCGUCUACCGUCGACGAUCGCUCCAAGCUCCAGGCGGUGGUUAAUCGAAGCGGUUCCACCGGCGAGAUCCUGGGAUGGAUCUGACGACGGAAGAGCUGAGUCGUCGGAGAUUAAAAAGCCAGGCGCGUGCGGUUACGCGAUCAGCGACAACGAUAUCGAAGGGAGUAGCGACACCGGAGAGCGUGUGAAGACGACGGAGAUAUUGAUUUGGGCGGUGGCGACGGCGGCGUUGGGCGUCGGGAACCGCGUGAUGUACAAACUUGCGCUGGUUCCACUAAAGCAAUAUCCCUUCUUCCUCGCGCAACUCUCCACCUUCGGGUAUGUAGCUGUAUAUUAUUCAAUCUUGUAUUUUCGAUAUCGUGCUGGAACUGUUACAGAUGCGAUGCUCUCGGUGCCAAAAACGCCAUUUUUCAUUGUUGGCGUCUUGGAGGCUUUAGCUGCAGCUGCUGGGAUGGCAGCCGCAGCUAAUCUUUCGGGGCCAUCUACUACAGUUUUAUCUCAGACAUUUCUUGUCUGGCAAAUUUUCUUCUCCAUCAUUUUUCUCGGGAGGAGAUAUAGCGUAAACCAAAUACUUGGAUGCACUCUUGUAGCUCUUGGUGUAAUCGUCAGUGUGGCAAGUGGAUCAGGUGCUGCUCAUUCAUUGAAGGAAGCCGGAAUAUUUUGGAUUCUUCUUAUGGUCCUUUCUUUCCUGCUUCAAGGAGCAGACACAGUUUUAAAGGAAGUCAUCUUUAUAGAUAGCCAAAAACGAUUGAAGGGUGACUCACUCGAUCUUUUUGUAGUGAAUUCAUAUGGUUCAGCUUUCCAAGCCAUCUGCAUCGCCUUGCUUCUCCCAUUUCUUUCAAAACUUUGGGGCAUACCGUUUAACCAACUCGGUAGCUACCUAAAAGAUGGCGCGGUUUGCUUUCUCAACAUCGGGACAAUGACAAUAGGAUGCGAUGGGGCUCCGUUGUUGCCUCUGUUGUUUGUGAUAGUGAACAUUGGCUAUAACAUUGCGCUUUUAAGACUACUCAAGAUUUCAUCAGCGGUGGUUUCUUGUCUCGCAUCGACAGUGUCAGUGCCAAUUGCAGUGUUCUUGUUCACAAUGCCAUUACCUUACCUUGGAGUUGCAUCAUCGCUUCCAAAAGGGUUCAUGGGAGGAACAAUGAUACUUGUGUUGGGCAUGCUUCUUUACAGUUGGACACCACAAGGACCUAACCCUACUCCUACUGAUACAGUCAUUCCUUCACCUCCUCCUACGUAGAGAGGGUUUUAAUCAAGGUUUUUCAUUUUAUUAAGAGAUUGGAGAGAUUUACGAAAACCUGAAGAACAUAAUAUACCGAUCUGAAUAUCCUAUUUUAAAAUUUACAUUUUUAUCAUA